Messenger RNA from Diceros bicornis minor, 2760 nucleotides. It is a transcript of the gene TCTN1, whose product is annotated as tectonic family member 1. The transcript has 14 exons. Gene Ontology annotation, cellular component: MKS complex. The coding region runs from base 34 to 1797 and encodes 587 amino acids. Gene Ontology annotation, biological process: cilium assembly; protein localization to ciliary transition zone. NCBI's taxonomy places the organism in Eukaryota, Metazoa, Chordata, Mammalia, Perissodactyla, Rhinocerotidae. The record is from RefSeq and is a predicted model, not a curated record.
CCUGGUGCUGGCUGCUCCGGGUUCGGCCAGGGGAUGGGGCCGCGGGAUCUCCCGCCGCUGUUGCUCGUGCUCCUGGACUGCUGGGCCUCUGGGAGCGCCCAGGCCGGGGCCACCUCCGCGGUGACGACGGAGGGCCUCAACUCUACGGAGGCAGCCCUGAUGACUCUCCGACCUGCCUUGUCGCCUAGGCCUCCCGAGACCCCCAGGGCCCCUCGGCCCUCCUCUGGCCCCAGGCCCACCCCGGUUACGGACGUUGCUGCUCUGUGUGUCUGUGACUUGUCGCCAGCACAGUGUGACAUCAACUGCUGCUGUGACCCUGACUGCAGCUCCGUGGAGUUCAGUGUCUUUUCUACCUGCUCAGUUCCAGUUGUCACGGGUGAUAGGCAGUUUUGUAGUCAAAAAGCAGCCAUCUAUUCAUUGAAUUCUACAGCAAACCCACCUCAAAGGGUAUUCAGACUUGUUGACCAGAUCAAUCCAUCUAUUUUCUGCAUUCAUAUUACAAACUAUAAACCUGCAUUAUCCUUUAUUAAUCCAGAAGUGCCUGAUGAAAAGAAUUUUGAUACAUUGAUGAGAACAUCUGAUGGUUUUUCGUUGACUACAGAAUCAGAUAUUUCUUUCACCACCAAACUGGAUGCUCCAAAUGCUGAUAAAUAUGAGUAUGGGGUUCACCUGCAGACUUCAGAUUCAUUUUUGAGAUUUCCGUCUCCCCUUACGUCAUCUCUGUGCGCCGAUGAUAACCCUGCAGCAUUUCUGGUUAACCAAGCUGUUAAGUGCACCAGAAGGAUGAAUUUGGAACAGUGUGAAGAAACUGAAACCCUGAGCAUGGCUUAUUACAGCAGCCCUAAAAUUUUGAGGGUGCCUAAUUCAAAAACAAAGGUUCCCAUCACUGUUCAGUCCAUCAUCAUUCAGUCUCUAAAUAAAACGCUAACCCGCCUGGAAGACACUGCUGUGUUGAAGCAGGCCCUCGUCGAGGCUGGGGAUGUGAGAAUCUGCACUAACAUCGUGCUUGAGGUCAAGUACAGCCUAACAUAUACAGAUGCAGGAGACAUAACAAAAGCUGAUCUCGCUCUCCUCUUGGGGACAGUUAGCAGUGCAGUGGUUCCAUUCCAGCAAAAGUUUGAAAUUCGUUUUAUUCAGCAAAAUACAAAGCCAGCUCCUCUCAGUGGAAACCCUGGUUAUGUUGCGGGGCUCCCGUUAGCUGCUGGAUUCCGGCCUCAGAAGGGGUCUGGGAUUAUUCAGACCAUGAAUAGAUAUGGACAACUUACUAUUCUUCGUAGCACAACUGAGCAAGACUGCUUAGCAAUAGAGGGAAUCCGGGCCCCAGUAUUAUUUGGUUACAAUAUGCAGUCUGGCUGUAAACUAAGACUGCCCAGGGCUAUCACGUGUCAGCUGGUAGCGCAGAAGGUGAAGAGCCUGCUGAUGGGCCAGGGCUUCCCGGAUUAUGUGGCCCCUUUUGGAAAUUCCCGGGCCCAGGAUGUGCUGGACUGGGUGCCCGUCCACUUGGUCACCCAAGCGUCCCACGUGAAGGAUUCUUGCCAGCUCCCAGUGGCUUUGGUUAUAGAAGUGAAGUGGACUAAAUACGGCUCCUUACUGAACCCGCAGGCUAAAAUAGUGAACGUGACUGCAACUCUGAUUUCGUCCGCAUUUCCUGAGACCAACUCAGGAAACGAAAGGACGAUGCUUAUUUCCACUGCGGUUACUUUUGUGGAUGUGUCUGCACCUGCAGAGGCAGGCUUCAGAGCUCGGCCAACCAUCAACGCCAAGCUGCCCUUUGAUUUCUUCUUCCCGUUUGUCUGACGUAAGUCGUUAAUUAAGGAAACUACCCCACACCUCCAGAACAGAGUGCCUGGGGGCCUGGGGUCCCGGGGUCCCUCAGAGACAUCCCUUUUUAUUAUACUUCCAACCCUUGAGGUUGCCCCCAAACCAACACGCCUCCCCUCUCCACUCACUUCCCUCCUUUUUUCCUUUGGAAAUCUUAUUCUACUUGGCUUGCACUAUCUGGUCUUGGUCAUUUCCAAUACUCUCAGCACAUAGAUCAUAUUUGGAAACCAAACUGUGCCUUUGGAAAGACGGUAAAGAGAACAGACCUUGAAGUAGCUCAGGCGUUGAGAGUUUAUCCAGUUUAUUCACCCCCUCCUUUAAUGUGAGUAAUUUUUAAAAUAUUGUUUUUAGUUCAGGUUUUCUUUUCAGGUCCCCUUGAAAUGAGUACAAAAGUAGCAAAACAUUGUAUAAAAUUGUACGAGUACAGGGCCUCACGAGGGGCUCUUCCCCCAAAUGUCAUGUUAAUUACAGUGGAGUCUUGGGUCUAAUUGCCAUUUCUGUACCAGCCACUAUAGCUAGCGAGCUCUCCACCUGGAGGGCUGGUGUGGGAUGCCACAGAGCCAUUCCAAGCGGUUGAAGCUUGACAGAAUAUGGUAGGAGGGCCCGAGGAAAGGAGAGAGUUUAGUUUAUACAUUAAUUGUACAGUCAUUGAGAAAAAUGUUGUCAGGUGGCAGAGGUGGAACCAGCUAGAAGCUUGAUGAUGCAGAGGAGGGGGCUGGGUGCCCAAGAACAACCUCCCUGGGGGAAAUUGUGAUAAGAGAAGCUGUUUAGAACAUCUUGGAAAUAUAGAAGACUUUUUUAGAAUGGGCUGGUAGCUAAGGUAGCUUCCUCUUUUUUUUUUGUCUUUCAGAGUGCUCAUAUGAAAGGAUGCACUGGUUCCUCAAUAUACAUGUGAAAUGUGAAAACUGUACAUUUGAUGAGAUUAAAUUUUAUAUACAA